AUCAAAAUUCAACGAACCCCAACAUGGCCUCUGCCUUUGUGUGAGCUAGAAACCCCAGCCCCCUCAGAAUGGAGAACCCGUUGGGUCUGCUAAGAGUUCAUGUCCAGAAAGGAAUUAAUCUUGCUAUCAGAGAUAUCACAAGCAGAAGCAGCGACCCUUAUGUAAUAAUCAAGAUGGGAAAGCAGAAAGUAAAGACUCGAGUUGUGAAGAAGAACCUCAAUCCAGAGUGGAAUGAAAAAUUAACUCUUUCUGUUUCAGACCCAAAUAUCCCAGUGAAGCUGGUAAGUAUCAUUUUUUCUCCUCACAACAAGAUGGUUUAUUUUCCAAAUAUGUAUGGGAUAAGUGCAUCUAUUCAUUCAUGGGGAAAUUAUUUUGUGCCAUAAAAAUGAAGGUUCCUUCAAUAAACAUAAGAACAUUGAAUGAUCUUGUGGAGUUUAAGGAAAUAAAUAUCUCAAGAUCCAUUUUGUGAUUUGGUCUCGGUAUGUAUAUGUAGGAUUUCGAAUCUAGUUAAUUAAUCAUUGUACGUAGCUUGUUGAUUUCAGGCUAAAAUUAAUUAAUUAAUUCUUUUAAGAACAAAUGGUAUAUCAGUGGAAUUCCUUAGAUAAAGUUCUUAAUAUAAGAAGAGACGUAAACCUUCUCAUAAAGAUGUAAAUCAUAUGGUGAUGGUAAUGCAGGCAGUGUAUGACAAAGAUACUUUCAGUCGAGAUGACAAAAUGGGGGAUGCAGAGAUUGAUAUUGGUCCAAUUCAUGAAGCUGUAAACUUGCAGUUGGAAUGUGUCCCAGCUGGGACAAUAAUCAAGAAAAUACAACCUGACGGACAAAAUUGUCUUACCCAAGAGAGCUGCAUUGUCUGGUCUAAUGGCAAAGUUGUCCAGAACAUGAUUAUGAGGCUGCAAAAUGUGGAGUGUGGUGAACUUGAGCUCCAAUUAGAAUGGAUAAACGUUCCCAGUUCCAGGGGCCACUAGAUCGUGCCUGCUUUCAUUGUUUUGGUGCUGCAAAUAGUGUUGGUAGUCCCUUCUUGUUAUCUACUAUGACAUGCAUGGCAACUAAAUGUCUAUUUUACUCUACAGUAAACUCAUCCAUGUAAGCUGAUUAAGUGAUUGCUAGAGUUUUUGCAAAACACAUGACUAUUGCCCGCACUUAAUCUGAAGCACGUUUACUUAAUAUUGAAUGUCAAAGAAUGCAUCAAACGACAGGUGAAGAUACAGUUUUAUCAUUUGAAUGUUGAAUUUUCUUUGGCGACUAAUACAGAAUCAUAAACUCA
Molecule: messenger RNA, 1264 nt
Organism: Rubroshorea leprosula
Lineage: Eukaryota; Viridiplantae; Streptophyta; Magnoliopsida; Malvales; Dipterocarpaceae
Source: the annotation of a GenBank genome assembly